ACUGCUCUCUCUAUCUCUCUCUAUCUCUCUUUUCUUUUUCUUGUUUUGUUUCUUCAAAUUGCAAAAGCAAAAAUCAAAGCUUUCUUUCCAGCUUUAAGAAGAGACUCACCAACAAUCUCUCUCACCCAACUUCUUUUUUAACCCUCUCACUAAAUCCUACUAAUCUACAAACCCUAUCUCUCAUUUCACUCCUUACAUUCAUCCUAUGUAUCUUAUAUAUACUCAAUAAAGUUUCUAUCUUUCUUCUAAUUUAGCUAAAUCGAGUUUUUACUUUCUGGGUUUAUUUGAGUGGACUCAAAAGCUCAAAGCUUAAGAGAAACGCCAAUUCCAAUUUCAUCAUCAGCCCUAUUGCUAAUCUGCGCCAUCUUCUUUACUUCAAGUUUUCUUCUUUGGGCUUGCUUCAAAAUCAAAGAAAGGCGCAACCUUUAUCCUUUUUCUCCGUUUUCUUCCGCUCUAAGCAGAUGAUUACUCGAAAGGGCAAGAGGGUUUAGACGCUACAUUGUAAGGUGGGAGUUUGUGAGAAAAGGGACCAAAGAUGUCAUCUGAGAAUCCUUUGAGCGCUGAGAUGUCCAAGAAGAUCUCUGUGUUUGGUUUGACGGAUGUGAAACUGUGGGUGUUGGUUUGUUUGAUAGUUGGCACAUUCCUAGCUUUGGUUCUAUGUAUCUUAUCUAUAUGGAUUGCAUCCCGGCGAAAAUCACGGAGACCAUCUCACAAGAUGUUACCUUUCAGUCAAAUACCAGGCAUGGCGAAAGAUAUCAGGGUUGAUGAUAGAGUUGGGUUUCAAAACCACAAUGAUAAUUUAUCUAUUACAGUUGCUGAUAAACCGAGUGAUAGAAACUCAGGGAAGAUGAUGUCUUACUUGGGGAGAACCAAGUCUAGUGAUAAUGAUAGUGUAAGCCAGAGUAGCUCUGUGCAUCAUCAUGAGAGAGCUUGUAGUUCUCACUCCGGCGAAGAAGGAAGCUUUGGAGCCGCUUGGAGACAAGCUUCCCUUUCGCAGGGAGGGCUUGUAACAGCAUCUCCUUUGGUUGGUUUGCCGGAAAUAUCUCAUCUUGGUUGGGGACACUGGUUUACUCUUAGGGAUCUUCAGCUAGCCACCAAUCGUUUUGCUGCUGAGAAUGUGAUCGGUGAGGGUGGUUAUGGAGUAGUUUAUAAAGGUAGACUCAUCAACGGUAAUGUUGUUGCUGUAAAGAAGCUUCUGAACAACCUGGGACAGGCUGAGAAGGAGUUCCGGGUUGAAGUUGAGGCUAUUGGUCAUGUACGGCACAAGAAUCUUGUAAGGCUUCUAGGAUAUUGCAUUGAGGGUGUUCAUAGGAUGCUUGUUUAUGAGUAUGUGAAUAGUGGUAACUUAGAACAAUGGCUACAUGGAGACAUGGGGAAACAUAGCACUCUCACUUGGGAGGCACGCAUGAAGAUCCUUAUCGGUACUGCACAAGCGCUUGCAUAUUUGCAUGAAGCAAUAGAACCGAAAGUAAUCCACAGAGACAUAAAAGCAAGCAAUAUCCUGAUUGAUAAUGACUUCAAUGCAAAGCUUUCAGAUUUUGGGUUAGCCAAGCUCUUAGACUCGGGUGAGAGUCACAUCAAUACCAGAGUGAUGGGCACAUUUGGGUAUGUAGCACCUGAAUAUGCUAACACAGGUCUGUUAAACGAGAAGAGUGAUGUCUAUAGCUUUGGUGUCCUGCUUCUGGAAGCUAUAACUGGAAGAGAUCCAGUUGACUAUGAACGUCCUGUUAAUGAGGUGAAUCUUGUUGAAUGGCUAAAGAUGAUGGUUGGUACAGGAAGAGCUGAAGAAGUUGUUGAUCAGAGGAUUGAGCCUAAACCGGCUACACGUGCACUGAAACGUGGACUUCUUGUUGCACUGAGAUGUGUAGAUCCCGAGUCAGAGAAACGACCCAAGAUGAGCCAGGUUGUGCGGAUGCUUGAAUCAGAUGACAACCCUUUUCGUGAGGAGCGGAGGAAUAGAAAGAGUAGAACAGCGAGUAUGGAGAUAGUCGAGGCCACAGAGGAAUCAGCUGAGUCUAGCAAACGGCCUGGUCACUCACAGAGCCACGCUACAAAACCUGAGAAGACUCAUUAAAAGGAAACCUGAUGGCACAUGAGUUUCUUCGUGGUUGUGGAGAAACAAAACAGAAGGGCUGUUUCAAACAUCGGGCGAGUAACUGAUGAUGCAAUCUAAUCUAAGGAAGCCAAAUAUAUUUUUGAUGAUAGAGAAGCCUUUUUGCCUCUCUCGAACUUUGUGAUCUUUGGUUCUUCUUAAACUCGGAGUCUGGCUGUUAGGAUGUUAAACCUUUAGCCAUAGCAGAUUUGUUGUUGUACUAUGAAUCGAAUCUAUUUGUCAUC
Brassica oleracea var. oleracea is the source of this 2337-nucleotide messenger RNA. RefSeq names its product probable receptor-like protein kinase At2g42960. Gene Ontology annotation, biological process: protein phosphorylation. Bases 536 to 2074 code for a protein of 512 amino acids. The transcript has 8 exons. The record is from RefSeq and is a predicted model, not a curated record. Lineage: Eukaryota; Viridiplantae; Streptophyta; Magnoliopsida; Brassicales; Brassicaceae. Gene Ontology annotation, molecular function: ATP binding; protein kinase activity.